UGCGUGGUACGGAAAUAGCGGCGCCUCUGGGUGCUUUCGGAAAAAUGGAUGACCGUGAAAAGGGGUUUUAAAAAAAUGCAUAAUUGCGAAAAAAAAAUAGCUACCGCUUAUAUAAUUAUUAUUUAUUUGGGUUUUUUUACUCGCAGUCUUUACUAUACGAGCAUGCGGUCUAGAAGUCUAGCGCCUUUUCCCGUUUUCUUUCUUUCAUCGCUAACAGGAUUUGCGGGAGUGCACGUGAACGCAGCACGCGUAGGAGCUGACAGGAAGUGAAAGCUCUGUUGUUGGACAGACGCUUUCUCCCAGCUGACGAUUUCCUCUCCCCAAACCCUCAGCCCUCCACCUGAGCGCCAGUCUCCAUCAUGGACAACCUAGAGGAGGACCUGACGUGCUCCGUGUGCUACUCUCUGUUCUCCGACCCACGAGUCCUGCCCUGUUCACACACUUUCUGCAAGACCUGCCUGGACAACCUCCUCCAGGUGUCGACUAACUACUCCAUCUGGCGUCCGCUCCGCCUGCCGCUAAAAUGCCCCAACUGUCGCAGUGUGGUGGAGCUGCCCCCUGCGGGUGUAGAUGCUCUGCCCACCAACGUGUCUCUGCGGGCUAUUGUCGAGAAAUAUCAGAUGGACAGUGAGCCGCGACCACCUUCCUGUCCGGAGCACCACAGGCAGCCUCUGAAUAUGUACUGUAUCCAGGACCGGCAGCUAAUCUGCGGGAUGUGCCUGACGGUGGGGCAGCACCACGGCCAUCCCGUAGACGACCUGCAGGCAGCUUUUAUCCGAGAAAAACUGACGCCGUCACAGCUUCUGAAAAGGCUCUCUGAGGAGAGAUGGGCACAGGUGUGUGAGCUGGGGGAACAGCUGGAGCAGGAGAAGGCCUGCUGUGAGGGUGUGGUGAGGCAGGACCGACAGGAAGUCAACCAGUUUUUUCAAACACUGGAGGUGGUGCUGGCCAGGAAGAGGCAAGCCUGCCUGGACGCUCUAGAUAAAGCUGGAGCUGAGGUGUCGCGCGCGUAUGACCCUCUCAUCCACCAAGUAAAGGAGCUACAGGAAGAACAGCUGGAUCUGGUGUCCUUGGGUUCAUCAGUAGAGGAUGAAGACUCGCCCCUGGUCUUCUUGGAGAAGGUGCAUUUGUUCAGAGAGCGGGUGGAGGAGUUCAUUAAAACCCCUCUGCCCUCUGUGAUGACCCUGUCCGUCACUCCGCGGGCAGCAGAGUACCUCCAGCAGCACUGGCCUGUCGUGACCAUCGGGAGCUUGGAGGAGGCACCUGUUCCUAAGGUGCGCUGCUGUGCCAGAUGUGGCGGUGCUGGGAGUGAAGCUGGAGGGGGUCGCUCCAGCAGAGGGGUUCAGGAUGUGUGGGGUGAGCUACAACCUACUACGUCGGUGGUGCUGCUGGGGCUGCUGCUGCUGUUGGCGGUGCUGUGGGUGAACCCGGUCGGAGGGGCGUCACUCGGCUUCUCCCUCAUGUCUCGGCUCAGCCACUUGGUCCACAGCCUGAGCAGCGAACUCAUCACCUGCGUGUGGGACACAUUGGGGAGGGCAUAUACCGCGGCGGGGGUGGCUGUAGAUAGAUGGAGCUCACAGCUCUCUGCGGUGGGUGUUAGGGUGUUUGAGCACCUGGCUGCCUUAUUUAAAACUCUGACGUCUCGAUAAGAACGGCCAAGCAGGUUCAGAAAACCUUUAAAUGCGUUUAGAUUUUUUUUUUAAAAAGUCUCACUUCCCUGUUAGUGUAGAGACGGAAAGAAUCCACCCUAAAACAGUUUGUAAACAGCUGCUACUCGCGAUUUUACGUUCCCGUUUUGUUUAACAAAAUGAGAGCCACAAUGGUGAAUUAGAUUUUGCUGACGUCUGCACAGCGAGGGUUUGGGACAGUGACCUUUUUCAUGAACAGGAAAACUUGAGGUCAUUCUAAACAAUAACAAAAAGUCAGCCAAUAGAUGCAAAGACUGAACAAAAAACAUUAAUAAGAUUCAUUAGAAAUGCCUUAACCACAAGUAUACCUUUAGUCACACACAAAAGGUUACAUGUAUGUAUGUUUUCUCUAAUGUGAUUGUUCUGCACAAACAUUUCAAAAGCUUCCUGUAACCUUCUGUAGGUGCACUUUGUGUAGCUUUAUAUCCUUUUUCCUCUAUUAUUGUGUUAUUGAUUUUGCUCUUCUUUGGACGCAUGUUACUCUAAAUAAUGUUCAGAACAUCAAACACUAAUCCAUCUUGAACCGUUCGGUCAUUCUCUGUCCAGUCUUGCUAUGGGACAUUUCAGUAGCUUUCCUGCAGUUUCUAUAUAUGGGACACAAGUGCUGCAGGCUACACGUAGAAGCCCUCACACGGAGCGAUUUACAGUGACUGGUGCAGUAUGUGAAAUUUAGAGCCUGGUGAGUGGAAGCAGACACUCGUUGGACCUGAGUUAAAGCCACCACAGAUCAUGUUGCAGUGAUGCCGAGCGCCUCCCUGACUGUGCCUUUAGCCAUCAUGCCUUCAGCUCGCCUCGCUUAAUAGCUUUACAGUAAUUCCACCAGGACCAAUACAUCGUUCCCAGGACAGAGCUUACCUUAAAAAAAGAAAAGAAAAGAAAAACAAAGAGCCCCUAAAAUGCUGCCCUGAUUUACAGUCAACUUUUAAAAGUUGUUACUUUAUUUUACUCAGUUCAGCUCUUUACUGAGUAUCCAGCAGAUAUCUGUGCAGUAAUGCAGACUCUGCACAGGCAUGAUACAAACCAGGAUUUUAUAUGCUGCUGAAAUCAGACUGAACUAAUGUAGUCACACCUGUUGUAGUGUUUGUACUUUUAUAAACUUCAGCUCAUGUAUUGAAUAAAUACUUGUGUCGUGUUCAGUUUUUCCAAAGGUGAGAUGAAACAUUUUGUGCUGCAAUGAGAACGAUUAUUAAGUGAGCUCCCUUUACUGAGCCAGUAGUGUCAAAUAUAUCUGCAGUUUAAGUUGUAAAGGGAAAAGCUUGCUAAGGUAUAAUCAAACUCCCUACAUCGUUGGCUGAACCAGCAAAACUCCAGUAUCACUGUAAAGACAUUUAACUACACAUUUAAUAUAAAAAGGAUUUAAUUUUAAUAGUACAUCUCAGAUUUUACACAGACAGCUGCUGUAACAAAUGCAAAACAUUUGUCAGCACAUGAGAAAAUUUUCUUUAAAAAAAAAAAAUAGCAGCAUUUCAUCAUAAAGAACAAUAUUUACAUGAUGUGUGAAAGGUAAAGUAAAAGAGCAAACAGGGUUCUUGGGUUUAGGCAGUGAUGGCGUCGUGCUCUUUAAAGACGAUGGUCUUUGGGUUGAUUCCCACACUCUUGGUGGUGUUGUUAGUUUUGUAGAUGCCGAUGAGACGAUCAGCGAUCUCGAACAUGUUGUUCCUCAGGGAAAUGAUGAUGAACUGUGCGUUCUUUGUUUGCUCCUGAAAGAAAAAUACAUUUCCUUUACACCACCUUGCUGCUUUUUAAAGUAGCACUACUACUCAAAAGGGUGAAUGUUUGAGGCAUUAACAGAAUCAACCGCUCCAUACUCACAUAAAUGUAACAGGCCACAAUGGAGACGUUCUUGAAAUCAAGGGCAGCAUCAAUCUCGUCCAUGAAAUAGAGUGGUGUGGGCUUAUAGUGGUGUAGCGCAAACACCAGAGCCAAGGAGCUGAGGGUCUUUUCUCCUCCCGACAGGUUAAAGAUCUUCUUCCAGCUUUUCUUGGGAGGACGAACACUUUAAAAAAAAAAAAAAAAGUUUGUUUGUCUAGCAAAUGCA
This is a messenger RNA of Haplochromis burtoni (Burton's mouthbrooder), 3726 nucleotides long. It is a transcript of the gene trim59, whose product is annotated as tripartite motif containing 59. NCBI's taxonomy places the organism in Eukaryota, Metazoa, Chordata, Actinopteri, Cichliformes, Cichlidae. Gene Ontology annotation, molecular function: zinc ion binding. Gene Ontology annotation, cellular component: cilium; centrosome; intraciliary transport particle B. The record is from RefSeq and is a predicted model, not a curated record. Bases 360 to 1649 code for a protein of 429 amino acids. The transcript has 5 exons. Gene Ontology annotation, biological process: cilium assembly.